Molecule: messenger RNA, 1239 nt
Organism: Camelina sativa (false flax)
Lineage: Eukaryota; Viridiplantae; Streptophyta; Magnoliopsida; Brassicales; Brassicaceae
Source: RefSeq, a predicted model, not a curated record
AUGGACUUUCUAGGGGAGGAGGCGUCUUGGAAUCAAUCUUCUUCUAGGAACAGUGAUCUUGACUUCCUACCUGAACGAAGUGUCUCAGCAACAGAGACUUCUGCUGAUGUUCUACAUGGAAUUGCUAUCAAAUGUGGUGCCAAGGUGGAGUACAAACCAAGUUUGGUUGCUAGUACGGAUUUGCGGUUUUCUGUUGAGGCUUGGCUUUCUGGUGAAAAAAUUGGAGAAGGGACUGGCAAAUCGAGACGAGAAGCCCUGCACAAGGCUGCUGAAGCUUCUAUACAGAACUUAGCUGAUGUAUAUAUGCGUUCACAUGGUGACUCAGUGCCAAGCCACAGAGAUGCUAGCCCCUUCACCAAUGGAAAUAUGAUAAUGGGAAACGCAAAUGCACUUGAUAAUCAGCCAUUUGGUAGAGAUGAAACAUCAAUGCCAGUUCCUUCUAGACCUACAGAUCCGAGAUUAGAAGGUUCGAUGAGGCACACUGGCUCCAUUACUGCGCUUAGGGAAUUGUGUGCAUCGGAGGGUUUUGAGAUGGCUUUUCAAUCUCAGCGUCCACUUCCAUCUGACAUGGUCCACAGAGAUGAAUUACAUGCUCAGGUUGAAAUAGAUGGGCGUGUUUUAGGGGAAGGAGUUGGAUCAACAUGGGACGAAGCUCGAAUGCAGGCUGCUGAGAGAGCACUGUCUAGUGUGAGAUCAAUGCUUGGUCAACCUCUGCAUAAGCGACAAGGAUCUCCACGAUCAUUUGCCGGCAUGUCAAACAAGCGUUUGAAGCCAGACUUUCAGCGGUCUCUGCAACGGAUGCCAUCUUCAGGAAGAUACUCGUAAACUAGAACCAUUUGAAGAACAAAGCAUUCUCUACAUCAAUUCAAGACGAAUUCUUUGCCAAGUUCCUUUCUUUGCAAAAACGAUGAACCAGGCUUGCUCUCUUGUUUCUCUUGUUGUAACAACAGUUGGGGCUGGAUCACGAUUUUGUAUCAUAAGAAACUCUUGUUGAAGCAACAGCUCGAGGGACUACAGAGAAAGACCUAAGCAUGAACGUUUGGCUUGUUCUCAGGCUGUUAGUACUCAAGUAGAAAUUAGUAAAGUUGGUUAAUAGUUUUCAUAAAGCUUUUUCUGCAGUUUCACAGUUGACACAGUCCCUGUUUGCACUGAGACAUUAAGUUUAUAAUUUUUGUAAUUUCUGUUGUUAACUGUUUAGUUUUUGACUGAUUCAAUGUUAAGGAGAUAAAAUUUGACUGA